AUGAGCACCACCUGUUCAACGAAAAUGGCCAAAGAACUCCCCCUACAGCUACAUCUCCAACUGGGUCUCUGUCUCUUUCCCCACUUCACUGCUACUACUACCUUAAACCCACUACUACUAUACUUUUAUCUUUCCUUUCACAUUCCGUUCUGUUUAACUACCUUGUUUUUUUUUUCACUUCCUAUGGAUCGUACUGACAAGCAGCAGCAGUUAUCCUUGGCCAAGGGUACAAGGCAGAGAUACAAUGAAUGGAUUUUUCGUGAUGUACCGAGUGAUAUAACAAUAGAAGUGAAUGGAGGAGCAUUUUCAUUGCACAAGUUUCCUCUUGUCUCCAGAAGUGGGAGAAUAAGGAGGAUAGUUGCAGAACACAGGGAUGCUGACAUCUCAAGAGUUGAGCUUCUUAAUCUACCAGGAGGUGCCGAAUGCUUUGAGUUGGCAGCGAAAUUUUGUUAUGGUAUUAACUUUGAGAUUACAUCCACAAAUGUUGCUCAGCUAUGUUGUGUCUCUGAUUACCUUGAAAUGACUGAAGACUUUUCAAAAGACAACCUUGGCUCGCGUGCCGAGGAAUACCUUGAAAGUAUAGUGUGCAAGAAUCUUGAAAUGUGUCUUGAAGUAUUGCAACAAUGUGAGAGCCUGCUUCCUCUUGCUGAUGAGCUAAAAGUAGUUAGCCGCUGCAUUGAUGCAAUAGCUUCAAAAGCAUGUGCAGAACAAAUAGCUUCUAGUUUCUCAAGAUUAGAGUAUAGCAGCUCAGGAAGGUUACACAUGAGCAGGCAAGCCAAAUGCGAUGGUGAUUGGUGGAUUGAAGAUCUUUCUGUUCUGAGAAUUGAUAUGUAUCAAAGAGUCAUAACGGCCAUGAAAUGUCGUGGGGUUCGGCCAGAGAGUAUUGGUGCUUCCCUUGUGAAUUAUGCACAGAAAGAAUUGACAAAGAAAUCCAGCUUGUGGAAUCCAUCUAGCCAAACUAAGAUUGAUUCAAAUUCCAGUUUGCAUGAAAAGCUUGUGGUUGAGACCAUUGUAAGCCUUUUGCCUGUUGAGAAACUUGCUGUUCCAAUCAAUUUCCUUUUCGGGCUUCUGCGAAGUGCAGUGAUGCUUGAUUGUACAAUUGCUUGUAGACUUGACUUGGAAAGAAGGAUUGGAUCGCAGCUAGAUGUUGCCACCCUUGAUGAUAUUUUGAUUCCAUCGUUCAGGCAUGCCGGUGAUACCUUGUUUGAUGUUGACACAGUUCAUAGAAUUUUGGUAAAUUUCUGUCAGCAGGAUGAUAGUGAAGAAGAUCCAGAAGAUGCAUCUGUUUUUGAAUCUGACAGCCCUCGUUCACCCUCCCAAACCGCACUAGUUAAAGUGUCAAAACUAGUGGACAACUACCUUGCUGAAAUUGCCCCGGAUGCAAACCUUAAACUUUCCAAGUUUUUGGUCAUUUCAGAAACCUUGCCUGCACAUGCCCGCACAGUUCAUGAUGGUUUAUAUCGGGCAAUUGAUAUUUACUUAAAAGCUCACCAAGGUUUGUCAGAUUUGGACAAGAAGAAACUAUGCAAAUUGAUUGACUUUCAAAAGCUUACUCAAGAAGCUGGAGCACACGCUGCGCAAAAUGAGCGCCUUCCUCUCCAAUCAAUAGUGCAAGUUCUGUAUUUUGAGCAGCUAAGACUUAGAAAUUCUUUGUCCUGCUCCUACGGGGAAGAUGACCCCAAGCCAAUCCAACAGUCAUGGCGCAUAAAUAGUGGUGCUCUAAGUGCAGCAAUGUCUCCACGAGACAACUAUGCAUCAUUGCGACGUGAAAACCGUGAGCUUAAACUUGAAUUGGCUCGCCUAAGAAUGAGACUAAAUGAUCUAGAGAGGGAACAUGCUUGCAUGAAGAGGGACAUGGCUAAGUCCGGCUCACGUAAAUUUAUGACUUCUUUCUCCAAAAAGAUUGGUAAGCUCAGUCUUUUUGGGCAUAGUUCUUCUAGAGGAUCAAGUUCUCCAUCCAAAAAUUCUCAAAGAACAUAUUCAAAGGUGAUCGAGAGAACCUGUGCUAGCACAGAGUAG
Sphenostylis stenocarpa is the source of this 2019-nucleotide messenger RNA. The record is from the annotation of a GenBank genome assembly. NCBI's taxonomy places the organism in Eukaryota, Viridiplantae, Streptophyta, Magnoliopsida, Fabales, Fabaceae.